Molecule: messenger RNA, 1611 nt
Organism: Danaus chrysippus (African queen)
Lineage: Eukaryota; Metazoa; Arthropoda; Insecta; Lepidoptera; Nymphalidae
Source: the annotation of a GenBank genome assembly
AUGGCUAACAUUGAAGAAAAUGUAAGCAAACUAAUAGGCGAUGAAAAGAUCGACAUGAUCGCUGCUACCAGCGUGCUCCAAAUAAGGGCCAGUGAAAUCCGGCAAAGCCAAAUUAAUUGGCAGUCAUAUCUGCAGUCGCAGAUGAUUACUCAACGUGAUCAUGAUUUCAUUGUGAACCUGGACCAGAGGGGUCAAAAGGAUCUGCCAGACAGAAACCCAGAAGGAUGCGCUGAUGUAUUUCUAAACUUGGUAGCACACAUCAGCAAAGAUAACACCAUUCAGUAUGUGCUUGUUCUGAUUGAUGAUAUUCUAUCUGAGGAUAAGUCGAGAGUGAAGAUCUUCCGUAAUGCUCGUCAUGGUAACGUCUGGCAGCCUUUCCUCAGCCUGCUGAAUCGUCAGGACGAGUUUGUCCAGCAUAUGUCUUCACGCAUCAUUGCCAAGCUCGCCUGCUGGCAUCCACAGUUGAUGGAAAAGAGCGACCUACACCACUACCUUUCCUGGCUCAAGGAUGAGCUUAAAAUGAAUGCGGAGAAAGUGUCUGCAGAGUUAGAACAUGCCGAGCAGGUUAUGUUGGAGCAUGAGAAACAAAAUUUCUCUGAUAAACCAACAAAAACUCACAAGGAUAAGGAUGAUGUUAAGGACUCCGAGAAGUAUAAGAGCCUGUACACCUCUUUUGAUGUCUUAAAAUCUCACGAGGACCUCCCCGAUGGUCUUGUAAAGAACAACGAUUACAUCCAGUCGGUAGCGCGCUGUCUUCAAAUGAUGCUUCGUGUUGACGAGUACCGCUUCGCUUUCUUAUCCGUUGACGGCAUCUCGACUCUACUUUCUAUCCUCGCUUCGAGAGUCAACUUCCAGGUCCAAUACCAGUUGGUGUUCUGCUUGUGGGUGCUAACUUUCAAUCCUCUGCUGGCUGAAAAGAUGAACAAGUUCAAUGCUAUCCCCAUCCUGGCUGACAUACUCAGUGACUCUGUCAAGGAGAAGGUCACUCGCAUCGUGCUAGCCGUGUUCCGCAACCUCAUUGAGAAACCCGAAGACCAGCAGGUGGCAAAGGAGCAUUGCAUAGCUAUGGUUCAGUGCAAGGUCCUGAAGCAGCUUUCCAUCUUGGAACAGAAGCGUUCUGACGAUGAAGAUAUUAUGAAUGAUGUAGACUUCCUGAACGAACGUCUGCAGGCCUCCGUACAAGACCUUAGCUCCUUCGAUCAGUAUGCUACCGAAGUGAAGAGUGGACGCUUGGAAUGGUCACCUGUGCACAAAUCAGCUAAGUUCUGGCGUGAGAACGCCGCCCGUUUGAACGAACGUGGCCAAGAGCUUCUAAGAACGUUGGUUCAUUUGUUGGAGAAGAGCCGCGACCCCGUAGUACUCGCUGUAGCCUGCUAUGACGUUGGCGAGUACGUGCGUCACUACCCGCGCGGCAAGCAUAUUAUUGAGCAACUGGGUGGCAAACAACGUGUUAUGUAUUUACUGAGCCAUGAAGACCCCAAUGUUCGGUAUGAAGCACUACUUGCUGUACAGAAACUCAUGGUUCACAACUGGGAGUAUCUUGGCAAGCAACUGGAGAAGGAACAAAUUGACAAACAGUCUGGUGGUACAGCCGUCGGUGCUAAAGCUUAA